Molecule: messenger RNA, 1002 nt
Organism: Desarmillaria tabescens
Lineage: Eukaryota; Fungi; Basidiomycota; Agaricomycetes; Agaricales; Physalacriaceae
Product: SURF4 family-domain-containing protein
Exons: 7
Coding region: 70-1002 (310 amino acids)
Biological process (GO): Golgi organization
Cellular component (GO): endoplasmic reticulum; endoplasmic reticulum-Golgi intermediate compartment; membrane
Source: RefSeq, a predicted model, not a curated record
UGCACUCACCGCCACGUACACCGUGACUUUUGUACACGUCUCUUUCGUUUCGUUUCUUCAUUUUCUACCAUGUCCUCCAGGAUCAACAUUGCUCGCCCACAGUCGAGCUCAUACAACGUCGACCCCCAUGGUCUCUCGAAUUCCCGCCCAUCGUCAGGCUACCGGGCAGCCAACCCAGAAGAUCCUCUGGAGAAGCUACGAACAAUUAGCAAGACCAUCGAGGACAAUAUCGAAAUCUACACUCAACCAUUGAAACCCCAUUUGCCGGCAAUUGGGCGUUUUCUUAUUGUGGUGACCUUUUUGGAGGAUGCGCUGAGAAUCAUGACCCAGUGGGGAGACCAGAUUUGGUACUUGCAGCAGCACAGAAAGUUUCCUUGGGGCAUUUCACAUUUCUUCCUUAUUCUCAACGUUGUCACAAUGUUGUCCGCGUCUUCUGCGGUUAUUCUCAAGCGAUACACGGAAUAUGCGGUUGCAGGUCUCUUGGGCGUGGUCAUUAUCCAAGGUUUCGGUUACGGUCUCAUAUUCGACAUGACCUUUUUCCUGCGCAACCUUAGUGUCAUCGGUGGCCUCUUUAUGGUUUUCAGCGACUCGAUGGUUACACGAAAGAAACUCUUCGCCGGCAUCCCUACUAUAAGCGAAACUGACCGCAAGAAAUACUUCCUUCUCGCCGGUCGUGUUCUUCUCAUUUUCCUAUUCCUCGGUUUCAUCAUUCAAGGAAAAUGGAGCAUUGCGCGUGUCUUUGUGUCGAUAGUCGGUCUCGCUGCGUGUAUCAUGGUGGCCGUUGGCUUCAAAGCCAAAUGGUCUGCUGCGUUCCUCGUUAUCGUUCUCAGCUCGUUUAACGUCUUUGCGAACAACUGGUGGAGCGUUCCUUCUGCCCACCCGCAAAGAGAUUUCCUCAAGUAUGAUUUCUUCCAGACACUUUCUAUCGUUGGUGGCCUUAUACUCUUGGUGAACAUGGGACCUGGUGGGCUUUCUGUGGACGAGAAAAAGAAGACCUACUAG